GAUGCGCAAGCCAUCAAUUUGUCCGAGUCCAUGGCUACACCCCUUAACGGUUACAUGGUCGGUCCCUGGCCUCGGGUCGUUCAGGGACCGGUCCUAUCGCUUUUAAUACCCCUGAGCAACAACAGCUUCGCGUCGCGCUGAUUUACGCACAGCCAUGGCAAGCAACUGCACGGGCGACCUGCUGUACUCACGGGAGGCACUUGCAGAGGUGGGUACGAUCGAGCUGGUGCUGUACGGCACAGCGGGAGGCUUCACGCUCAUCGUACUCCUCCUGUUCCUGGAGGAGACCGUCUUCCUCUGGCGACGGUACAGCAGCGCCCCCAGGCGGACCAAAAUCCUGCUCAUCCUCUCCAUCUAUCCUGUGGUAGCUGUGACGUGUAUGACGACGUUGUUGGCUCCCAGGACCACCCUUAUCAACGAGUUUGCCCUCAACAUCGCUCUGGCAGUGGGUGUAUACCAGCUGCCCUUGCUGGUCACAGACUACAUGGGCGGCGCUGCAAGGAUGGUGAAGACGCUGUCAGCCAUCCCGGUGGCACUCAACAUGCCGCCUUGCUGCUGCUGCGUCUGUAUCCCCAGGAAAACUCUCACACGACGGCUCCUGAGGAAAAUGAAGCUGCUCGUCCUCCAGGGCGUUUUUGUCCGGCCGCUCUUCACGUACAUCUCCGCUGUCAUGUACACUGACGACAGGCACACCCCAGGCACGGCGUCCUCCCCCAUCUUCGUCCUGUGCGCGGUGGCCCUGGUCCUGUCCUUCCUGUGCGCCCUGAGCGGGCUGGUGUUCUUCGUACGGGCAGCGGAUCCGUACAUGCCACAGGCUAUGCUGAAGGGUAAGUUAGUGUGUGUGCUCCUGCCCCUGGUGCUGGUGACGGUUCAGAAGAACAUCAUCGUGGCUCUGUCCUCCGCCGGGAUAGCCGUCUGUACACCACCCUUCACUUCCGUUUCACGAGGAAACGUACUGUACGCCUACGUCCUGAUAGUGGAGAUGUUCCUGUUGAGUUUCCUGGCCCGUGCCUUGUACCGCCGCCCCGACCUGCCCUUCCCUCCGCCCGCCGUGACGGAAGACAAGGCGGUGCAGUGCACCCCUCCCGAGCCGCGCAGGUUACGGGCCGCCAAGUCCCUCCCGGUGGUGACGGAGGAGAUCGAGCCUCUGGCGGAGAACCUGAUCUUUUAUAUGAUGAUGUAGAGUUGACAGUUGUAGGGCUGAAUUCCUGUGUAAGUGGCUAGGCAAAGUGACCAGAUUACCGGAAAAGCUGCACUCAUCAGCUGGGACCUUAAGACUUUUAUCAAAUUCCUUGGAAAAAUAUUAGAAAUGGCCCAAAGUUAUCUGUCGACUUGGCCGGCCGUAGAUGGGUUAUGUCACGUUCUCGAUACGAUUUACAGCGUUUUUGUUUUGUCUUUCGUAAAAGAACAAAAACUGAUGCGCCCGCGGAUCAAGUUAUCCGUACGAUCAAGUCAGUGUGGCCUGACAUGAAGUAUAACUUUCGACAGAACUGAAGCGAAGCGAUUUUACUAACUCACGUAUUGUAAACGUUAACAGUUUAUGAAGACAAGAAUGAACCAAUAUAGAUGUACUUGUGUAAA
Molecule: messenger RNA, 1581 nt
Organism: Branchiostoma floridae (Florida lancelet)
Lineage: Eukaryota; Metazoa; Chordata; Leptocardii; Amphioxiformes; Branchiostomatidae
Product: organic solute transporter subunit alpha-like
Exons: 8
Coding region: 155-1183 (342 amino acids)
Biological process (GO): transport
Molecular function (GO): transporter activity
Source: RefSeq, a predicted model, not a curated record